Messenger RNA from Eufriesea mexicana, 472 nucleotides. Its product is annotated as 60S ribosomal protein L34. Gene Ontology annotation, cellular component: ribosome. The transcript is spliced from 4 exons. Gene Ontology annotation, biological process: translation. The coding region runs from base 81 to 437 and encodes 118 amino acids. Lineage: Eukaryota; Metazoa; Arthropoda; Insecta; Hymenoptera; Apidae. The record is from RefSeq and is a predicted model, not a curated record. Gene Ontology annotation, molecular function: structural constituent of ribosome.
CUCGUUAUUACGCAUGCGUACAAUAAAAUUCUUCUGAUAUAGUUGCUUCCUUUUCCGUUUGACUUUACGAAAGAAGCAAAAUGGUACAACGACUAACCUAUCGACGGCGAUUGUCAUACAACACAAAAAGUAACAGGAGACGUGUAGUUCGUACUCCUGGUGGAAAAUUAGUAUAUCAAUACCUUAAGAAACCCAAGAAGAUCCCCAGAUGUGGUCAGUGCAAAGACAAAUUGAGAGGUAUUCAACCAGCUAGACCUAUGGAAAGAUCACGAAUGUGUAGACGUAAAAAGACUGUAAAACGAGUAUAUGGUGGUGUUCUCUGUCACAAAUGUGUCAAAGAAAGGAUUGUUCGUGCUUUCCUCAUCGAAGAACAGAAGAUUGUUAUAAAGGUGAUGAAAACUCAUGCGUUUGCAAAGUUGAAAAAAACAGGAAAAUAAUCGUUUCCUUUUUAUUAAUUAAAUAAAAUAUAUUU